GAGAAUGAGUGAACGAGCUACUUGCGCUUUCACACGGACGCUACUGCGUUACAAAAUAUCGGCGCAAAAUCAGUGUUUCGAUGGGGAAGGAGUGUUGGUCUUGAGCGGCUGUUGCAUUUGGACUGUACGAUAUUAACACUCAAGCGCCCUCUGGUGCUUUUGUGUGCGCAGCAGCAUUUCCCCUGGACAACUUGGAGGUCAUUUCUUAAAUUUCCCCAGAUUUUGUAACUUAAUUUGAACUGCUCUUAAAUACAUGUGAAGUCAUGUCGCAAACAUCAAUGGGAUUAAUGGAUUCUCAACAAGAACAACAACAACAAGUGGCUCAGGGUUCAGUUGGGGUAUCCUACAUUCCUACUGAGGAGGAGAGGAGAGUGUUUCAGGAAUGCGCUACAGAAAGCUUCUGGUACCGAUCCCUUCCAUUAACUGCUGUGGCAAUGUCUGUAGCUCAAGCACUUGUAAUGAAAGGAGUCCUUGCCCCGUCACCAAGAUUUGGUUCCCUGCCUAAAGUAGCUAUUUGUGGCCUGUUUGGAUACUUUGGCGGGCAAAUCUCCUACACAAAGAUUUGUGAAGAGAAGUUCAAAAUGCUGGAGAAUUCCCCAUUGGGUGAUGCCAUAAGACAAAGGCGCCGUCCUAUCUCUUCACAGUUUGACACUCAGAACCAGUUACAGUCUGCUGAUCCUAAUCAGGCUUUAUUUGAGCAAGCCUCCCAUUCAGUGACUGAGCCUCACUUCCAAGCGGACUCUUCUAGCUGUCCCAGUGACAACUCCUAUGGCGAUCCGUUCAUCUCUUCCCUCAGUGAGCCUGCGCCCACUGGGGCUGCUGAUGGCAUCAACACACCAGUCUCUUACUUGGAUGAUGACACUCCCAAAAAGAGACCAAUCCUGUAUGAGGACCUACGAAGCAGAAACCGUCAGAACUACGAGGUUACCCUGACCCAAAAGGCAGACAUACUGCUCAAGCCCCCGGCUGAAGCACCUGUUCCGCAGAAAGAUGUGAAAAAGAACCAGUAUGGAGAUGCGUGGGAUGAGUGAAGAGUUCCCUUGUGAAGCCAGUGAUCUGCUGUGGUACCAGGAGAAGAUGUACAGGAGGGCACAUGUAGUAUAAACAAGUAGUUGUCCAUUUAUGCCGUCAUGCCAUAUAAAUUUGAAGAACACAUGAGGUAUUUAAUGUCAAAAGUGUCAAAUAAUUUGUCAAAUGGAACAUGAGUAGCAGCAUUUCAGAAACUUCCAAUACAGUUGAAUGAAUCAAACCAGUUUACCAGUAGCCUUCUGUAUUUUUCCUGUCAGUGUAGGUAUUUAACUGGCUCUUUUUCUAUUGUAAAUGGUCAGCACUACCAAAGUGAGCUGAUAACCCUAAAGAUUCCAAAUGGUAUCUGGAUUUUUUCUUGUGUUAGUUUCUUGUGUUGAUGUGACUGAUCACAGCUGGUUGAUAAAAAGCAGAAAGAUCUGUGCCCUUUCAAAAAUGUGUUAUCCUCCAUGGAUAUCAGUAGGUAUUAGUUAAGCAGGAUGAUCUUGUUUCCAAAAGGAUGGAUAAGGUCCCCUUAUUGUUUUCACAGCGUUGUGAAAUGUAACAAAGGGAGAAGGAUUUUCCAUACAUUCACUGUUUGCUUUUCGGCAAGGUGUGGCACCAUCACAGCCAAAAUCCACCAAUCACUGCAGAUAUGAAAAAUAGCACAAUGUGCCCCAUUUGUUUCUGUUCAGGCUUUGUCAAAUAAUUUAUUAUUGACCAAGAUUUAUUCUGGGGUAUACCAGCUGGGUAUUUCCCUUUUCAAACUGUGUGCUCGGUAAUGUUAACUAGAUGGAUGACUGAUAACUUACAAACAUUUGUCAUAGUAGUUGCAGGACAAGUGAUUAGCACUUGUUGCUUACCUAUUCCCUACUGUGUUGUAUGGCCCAGUAAUAAACUGCAUUGCAGUAUUCAUACUGUUAUUUUUCUCAGUGGUCUAAUGAACAAUGCUUGGGUGUGGGUACUGUGUAUAAAAUGCUGCAAUUACCAGGGUGACUGGACCCUGAUGUGGACUUUAACUUGCUUUAAAGUGUGUUGAUACAGGGUGAAUAUUGGAAAUAAAGACACUUCGUCAACAUU
Messenger RNA from Esox lucius (northern pike), 2085 nucleotides. It is a transcript of the gene ociad1, whose product is annotated as OCIA domain containing 1. The transcript has 8 exons. Bases 264 to 1031 code for a protein of 255 amino acids. The record is from RefSeq and is a predicted model, not a curated record. NCBI's taxonomy places the organism in Eukaryota, Metazoa, Chordata, Actinopteri, Esociformes, Esocidae. Gene Ontology annotation, cellular component: endosome.